This is a messenger RNA of Ziziphus jujuba (common jujube), 1553 nucleotides long. RefSeq names its product probable ribonuclease P/MRP protein subunit POP5. The transcript has 4 exons. Lineage: Eukaryota; Viridiplantae; Streptophyta; Magnoliopsida; Rosales; Rhamnaceae. The record is from RefSeq and is a predicted model, not a curated record. The coding region runs from base 989 to 1453 and encodes 154 amino acids. Gene Ontology annotation, biological process: tRNA 5'-leader removal. Gene Ontology annotation, cellular component: ribonuclease P complex.
AAAGAGUCCCAAAACACCUUACACUCUGAACUCUCACACUCUCAAGUAUCCAUAAUUUCCCAAUUUACAAAUCCCUAACAACUCGAUCAGAACCAGCGACGGCGAAACUGGCACCGGCGACAGAGACGACGGUUGUUCCUGUGACGACACUGUUGUGAGCUUCUGAUUUUGCUUCCUUUGCUGUUGUUUGCUUCUCAAGUUUGUUGGGUACUGGGUAUUUGUUGGUCUUGGAUUCAGAUCAGAUUCCGUAAUUCCCAACCGAGCACAAUUCUUUAUUCAAACAGUUAUUUGAUAAUAUGGGCAUGCAAUAAUACUUCAUUUUGAAAUUUGAAUGCCAUCUUGGUAGCAUUAAAAAUUUGCUUAUAUAUAUAUAUAUCCGAGUCCUAAUCUGUCAGUUCUAUUAUCGGCUUGAAAACCCUCGAAAGCACCCUCAAUUUCUCGAGAAUUCUUUUGUGACCCAACGGGUCCAGCAUUGAAGAUACCCGUAUCAUCGACAAUCCGGCAGGGAUUUGGGUUUGGGUUUUUCGGAUACGGGUUUGGGUAUAACCAACCCGAUUGCCAUACCUAGUUUUGGUUCAGUUGUACAUCGGCGGAUUAGGCUGUCUUUGGAAGCGAAAGUGGUGAAGCAAAACAGAGCGUUGGCGGUUGGUGUUUGGGCAUAAGCAUAUUACUGUAUUAGCAACGUUAGUGCGGCCGAAUACUAAUUGCCUCUCUCUCUCUCUCUCUCUCUCUCUCUCUCUGUGCAACUCUGCGAUUCUCAUCUCCAACAAUUUUGCAAAGGUAAUUUACUUCAUAUUCCUUCGUCCGUUUUUUCUGGGUUUAAGUCCCUUUUCGCUUAUCAAAAUCGUUAUAUGCCAUUGACACAAAAAGGUUGCCACUUUUUGCAAUUUUUUUCCGGAAUUUCACAAAGGUCUGAUUUUUGGGUUGGGUGUUUUUGGGUUUAAAAAAAAAAAAAAAUAGAUAAAGAAAAAGAAAAAACAGGAUAAUAAUGGUUGGGUUCAAGAAUCGUUAUUUGGUUGUGGAGGUGAACUUGAAUCCCAAUAGAGAGACUGUCACUAAUGACCCAAUAAUAUUAACCUCAUAUAAUGUCACAAAAGCUAUUAAAGACAGCAUUCUUCUCAACUUUGGGGAAUGUGGUUUGGCUUCUUCACUUGGGUCUUUCCAAGUGAAGUAUGUGAAUUAUAUCACAAAGCUUUGUAUAAUUAGAGCCUCAAGGGAAGAAUACCAAAAAGUUUGGUCUGCCAUUACAAUGGUUAGGAGUAUUGGCAAUUCGCCAGUGGCAAUUUACUUGUUGGAUCUUUCUGGAAGCAUCAAGGCAUGUAGAACUGCAGCAUUGAAGUGUGAGGAAUUGAAAUUUGAAAACUACAAGCUUUCAGUUCGAGCUCCUCUAUCAGAAGAUAUUAACAAGCAAAUGCAAGACUACCUUGAAAGGAUCAGAGUGCUGGAGCAUUGAAGCUGUAUCAUACCCAGCAGCACCAUCCACAGCACAAGGUCCAUAUGUGGUGGCUCCACCACCAGCUGGCUACCCAACAAGAGAUGGAACCGCACCCUAC